Molecule: messenger RNA, 3360 nt
Organism: Arabidopsis thaliana (thale cress)
Lineage: Eukaryota; Viridiplantae; Streptophyta; Magnoliopsida; Brassicales; Brassicaceae
Product: Leucine-rich repeat protein kinase family protein
Exons: 2
Coding region: 76-3111 (1011 amino acids)
Biological process (GO): response to bacterium; positive regulation of defense response
Cellular component (GO): plasma membrane
Molecular function (GO): nucleotide binding; transferase activity; protein serine kinase activity
Source: RefSeq, marked reviewed
CCCCUUUUAAAUCAGUUUCCUGCAAAGUUGAUAAGCACAAAAACAUUCAAAAUAUAAAAAUAAACUUUGAGAAGGAUGAAACUAUUUCUUUUACUUUCUUUCAGUGCUCAUUUGUUACUGGGAGCAGAUGGGUUUACCGAUGAAACUGAUAGGCAAGCAUUGUUGGAGUUCAAGUCUCAAGUUUCUGAAGGCAAAAGAGAUGUCUUAUCCUCAUGGAAUAACUCAUUCCCUCUAUGCAACUGGAAGUGGGUUACAUGUGGUCGUAAACACAAGAGAGUUACUCAUUUGAACCUCGGGGGAUUACAGUUGGGCGGGAUAGUAUCACCAUCUAUCGGUAAUGUAUCGUUUCUCAUAUCACUUGAUCUGUCUGAUAACGCUUUUGGGGGUAUCAUCCCUCGAGAGGUGGGAAACUUGUUUAGACUUGAACACUUGUAUAUGGCCUUCAAUUCUCUAGAGGGAGGGAUUCCAGCCACUCUAUCUAACUGCUCUAGAUUGUUGAACCUUGAUUUAUAUUCAAAUCCUCUUAGACAAGGUGUUCCUUCUGAACUAGGGUCAUUGACGAAACUCGUUAUUUUAGAUCUUGGUCGAAACAACCUGAAAGGCAAGCUCCCUAGAUCUCUAGGAAACUUGACCUCUUUAAAAUCGCUUGGCUUCACAGAUAACAAUAUAGAAGGAGAAGUUCCAGAUGAAUUAGCUAGACUGAGUCAAAUGGUGGGUCUUGGGUUAUCAAUGAACAAAUUCUUUGGCGUUUUUCCUCCCGCCAUCUACAAUUUGUCCGCACUUGAGGACUUAUUCCUCUUUGGUAGUGGCUUCUCGGGUAGCCUAAAGCCUGAUUUUGGUAAUCUGCUACCAAACAUUCGUGAGUUAAAUCUGGGAGAAAAUGAUCUAGUGGGAGCCAUUCCAACAACACUUUCCAAUAUUUCAACUCUACAAAAGUUUGGAAUCAACAAAAACAUGAUGACAGGAGGUAUAUAUCCGAACUUUGGAAAAGUACCGAGUUUGCAAUACCUAGAUCUUAGUGAGAAUCCUCUAGGAAGUUACACUUUUGGAGAUCUUGAAUUUAUUGAUUCUUUGACUAAUUGCACCCAUUUGCAACUCUUAAGUGUUGGUUACACUAGGCUUGGGGGUGCCUUGCCUACAUCCAUUGCCAAUAUGUCCACAGAACUCAUCAGUUUAAACCUUAUAGGAAACCACUUUUUUGGAAGCAUUCCUCAAGAUAUUGGGAAUCUCAUAGGCCUACAAAGACUUCAGUUGGGAAAAAAUAUGUUGACCGGACCACUCCCAACUUCUUUGGGAAAGCUUCUAAGAUUGGGGUUAUUAAGUCUAUAUUCAAAUAGGAUGUCAGGAGAGAUUCCAUCUUUUAUAGGCAACCUAACUCAAUUAGAAAUACUAUAUUUGUCCAACAAUAGUUUUGAGGGAAUUGUUCCUCCGAGUCUCGGGAAGUGUAGUCACAUGCUUGAUUUACGCAUUGGGUAUAACAAGUUGAAUGGGACUAUACCGAAGGAAAUUAUGCAAAUCCCAACCCUUGUUAACCUAAGCAUGGAAGGUAACUCUUUGAGCGGCUCUCUACCAAAUGAUAUUGGAAGUCUACAAAAUCUUGUAAAACUAUCACUUGAGAACAAUAAGUUUUCAGGACAUCUCCCACAAACCUUGGGAAAUUGUCUCGCGAUGGAACAACUUUUUCUACAAGGAAAUUCUUUUGAUGGAGCAAUUCCAAAUAUAAGAGGGUUGAUGGGUGUAAGAAGAGUUGAUUUGUCAAACAAUGAUCUAUCGGGAAGUAUACCUGAAUAUUUUGCAAACUUCUCCAAGUUGGAAUAUCUCAAUCUAUCUAUUAACAAUUUUACGGGAAAGGUGCCUUCCAAAGGAAAUUUUCAGAACUCUACAAUAGUUUUUGUAUUUGGAAACAAAAACCUAUGUGGAGGCAUCAAGGAUCUGAAACUAAAGCCAUGCCUCGCCCAAGAACCACCAGUGGAGACAAAGCAUUCCUCUCAUUUAAAGAAAGUUGCAAUUUUAGUAAGCAUAGGCAUAGCUUUGCUAUUGCUGUUGGUCAUAGCUUCGAUGGUUCUGUGUUGGUUCAGAAAAAGAAGGAAGAACCAGCAGACAAAUAACCUGGUUCCUUCUAAGUUGGAGAUUUUCCAUGAGAAGAUAAGCUAUGGAGAUCUACGAAAUGCGACAAAUGGCUUCUCUUCAAGCAAUAUGGUUGGGUCAGGUAGUUUUGGUACUGUGUUCAAGGCAUUGCUCCCGACGGAGAGCAAGAUUGUUGCAGUGAAAGUUCUAAACAUGCAGAGACGUGGAGCUAUGAAGAGCUUUAUGGCAGAAUGUGAAUCCUUGAAAGACACAAGGCAUCGUAAUCUUGUGAAAUUACUGACAGCUUGCGCUAGUACUGAUUUCCAAGGAAACGAAUUCAGAGCGCUUAUCUAUGAGUACUUGCCGAAUGGAAGCGUGGAUAUGUGGCUGCACCCAGAGGAAGUCGAAGAGAUACGUAGGCCCCCACGAACCUUGACACUUCUUGAAAGGCUUAAUAUUGUCAUAGACGUGGCUUCUGUUUUGGACUAUCUUCAUGUUCACUGUCAUGAGCCUAUAGCUCAUUGCGAUCUCAAGCCAAGCAACGUCCUUCUAGAAGAUGAUUUGACCGCCCAUGUUAGUGAUUUUGGUCUGGCUCGGCUUCUACUCAAAUUCGACAAGGAGUCAUUCCUUAACCAACUAAGCUCAGCCGGAGUUAGAGGAACCAUCGGCUAUGCCGCACCAGAAUAUGGAAUGGGAGGACAACCAUCAAUACAUGGUGAUGUGUAUAGCUUUGGGGUUCUCCUUUUAGAAAUGUUCACCGGGAAACGACCAACUGAUGAGUUAUUUGGGGGAAAUUUAACACUACAUAGCUACACCAAGUUAGCGUUGCCAGAAAAAGUAUUCGAAAUUGCAGACAAAGCGAUUCUUCACAUUGGUCUUAGAGUUGGUUUCCGUACUGCUGAGUGCUUGACACUGGUUUUGGAGGUGGGACUUAGGUGCUGUGAAGAAUAUCCUACGAACCGGUUGGCAACGAGUGAAGUCGCAAAAGAGUUGAUCUCAAUCAGAGAAAGGUUCUUUAAAACCAGAAGAACACCUAGACGUUGAAGUUUUUAUGGUUUUGCCUACAAACUUUGCAGUCCACUCAAAAGGCCUAUAUAACAUUGUCUUUUACAAUUUGUGUUUUCUUCUUCUCUAUUAAACAUACUUAUGCUAUACGUGUUUCUAAGCUCUAUUAAAACAUACUAAGAUGGCUUGCAGAAUAUUGUUAAUGAAUGCUUGUGUUUUUUGCAGACAAUAUAUGUAUGUUGUGUAACCAGUUUUAUCAUAUAUAUCAGUGUUCCCAACUUUAUUUGG